AUGAGGACCCUGUAUUGCCUUCAAGUGGCAUAUCUAGUGCUGAUAUUGCAUCAGAUAUUCUCCAGUAUGGCACUGAGUGGAGCUACCUGUCAAAAGUUCAAAUUCGUUGUCGGUGAAGAUGUUGUCUUCAACUACAUUCUGGAAGAUCACGUUUUUCAAAGAGUAACUGUCCCCAGUGCCACCCAAUGUCACGUAAGGUGCAAAGAUAACUGCUUGUGCGUAUCCAUGAAUUACUUUCCUCAGUCCAAAGAAAACAACUGCGAGCUUAAUGACGCAAACAGAGAGAUGGUGCCAGCGGCAAUAAAAUGGAGACCAGUAGGAAAUUACUAUGAUUUGGUGAGAAGUUUCACGGUGAAGGUGAGCUACGACAUAUCACUAUGAUAGUAAUCCUUUCUUUCUCUGAGGUUUUAUUUUUGUUGUUGUUCCUUUUUAAAUCUAUUUGUGUAAUUCACUUUUUUUUCCUAAUAAAGCCUGUGGUUAUCACUUAAAUUCCCUCUAAAAUUACAAAAAGAAAAUAAAGAUGAAAUCUCAGGCGACUGCUGCCUUUGAUGGUAAGACCCAACCGGGUGGGUUUCUCUCUCGGAAAAUGUCUGAUACACAAAAGACAUCUAUUGCUUUAGGGUGGAGACAAAUACAUUCCCGGAAAACAUCACUGUGUAAACAGAUGUUGCCACUCCAAUCCUUGUCUGAAUGGAGGUGUGUGUCAGGAGCUAUGUGACACUUUCAGCCCCAGGUUUGACUGUACCUGUCCUGGCUCAUAUUCUGGUCAACGAUGCGAAAAGAUAAAACGGCCAAGGAGUUGCAAGGAUAUUGCUAGCAACGGUGCCUUGAUAUCCGGGAAGUACGACAUAUUUAAUUCUGCAAACGAAUCUAUUCCCGUUUAUUGUGAUUUGAAAUCGGAAGUUGGCUUUAAAUGGGCCUUGAUCCAGUCGUUUUCCUUAGCUAACAAAGAUUCAUUCAAGAGAGUAGAUUUCGGCCGAGAUUAUCCCGUGAAUGAAACUAAAAGUAAAAUAGACUGGAAUUCAUACCGCCUGUCCUUAUCUUGGAUGCAGUCCCUCGCCGAUCACUCGACACAUCUGCGAACGACCUGCAACUUCGUCAAGGAUGGUCUCCAGUACACGGGUUACGCACGCGCUAAGCUGGUAGAUCAGGGCAUAUUUGGUAGAUGGAACUCAGUGUGCAGAAUGUAUGAGUACAUAAAUAUCCGUGGAAAUAACUGCUCCGAUUGCACUGCGAUGACGAAACAAAAUUACAACGAACCUUGGACCAUAAAGAGUCGCUCUAAGGACUGUACAUUUGAUGGAUAUUCAGGCUCAACGCAAAACGAAAACAAUUUCGGAUGGUAUCAUGACGGGGGUGUAAACAUCAAUCACCGCUGCACAUCUUCCCCUGCUUCAACUACGCAGCAUUGGUUUGGAGCUAAACACAAUUCAUGA
Molecule: messenger RNA, 1436 nt
Organism: Pocillopora meandrina
Lineage: Eukaryota; Metazoa; Cnidaria; Anthozoa; Scleractinia; Pocilloporidae
Source: the annotation of a GenBank genome assembly